UCCAGCGCCGGGCUCCGCGGUCAGCACCAUGGACAGCGCACGUCUGGACGCUGCGGGCUUCUGGCAGCUGUGGCGGCGCUUCGACGCGGCAGAAAAGGGUUACCUGGAAGAGAAAGAUGCUGAUGCUUUCAUUCGCCAUAUGCUGAUGAAGUCGGGUGCUGAGGACGCGGUCGUGGAAGACAGUGUGCAGAAGAUGAAGCAGCAGUUCAUGGCUGCCCACGGUGCCUCGGGAGAAGGUCGCAUACCAAUGAAGGAGCUAGCCAGCAUGUUCCUGUCUGAGGAUGAAAACUUUCUCCUGUUCUUUCGCCUGGAAACCCCCUUGGACAAUAGUGUGGAGUUUAUGCAGAUUUGGCGCAAAUACGAUGCCGACAGCAGUGGCUUUGUAUCAGCUGCAGAACUUUGUAACUUCCUCCGGGACCUCUUCCUCCACCACAAGAAGACGGUCUCUGAGGAGAAGCUGGCAGAGUACACGGCCACCAUGAUGAAAAUCUUUGACAAAAAUAAAGACGGCCGGUUGGAUCUGAAUGACUUGGCUAGGAUCCUGGCUCUUCAAGAAAACUUUCUUCUGCAAUUUAAAAUGGACGCUUGUUCCACUGAGGAAAGGAGGAGGGACUUUGAGAAAAUCUUUGCACACUAUGAUGUUAGUAAAACAGGAGCCCUCGAAGGCCCGGAAGUGGAUGGAUUUGUCAAAGACAUGAUGGAACUUGUUCAGCCCAGCAUCAGCGGGGUGGACCUUGAUAAGUUCCGGGAGAUUCUGCUGCGCCACUGCGAUGUCAACAAGGAUGGAAAGAUCCAGAAGUCGGAGCUGGCCUUGUGUCUGGGCCUCAAAGCCGCUCCCUGACCCCAUCUGCCCUGCUCUCCUGGCUUUUGUGUCUGUGCUCUUGCUGUGGCAGUGUGUCUGGGCUUUGCUCUCGGGGAUCCAGUGGGCAGACAGCGAACCGUCCUUCCAAAGGCGGGCACAGUAGUGUCCACUGGAGGUCCCCAUCCGGCUUCUGCAGUGUCUUCCCCUCGGCCCCGUUAUUUCUGUCCCCUCCACUGCUCAGCUAACCCGCCAGGUCCGUCCUGUGUGCCCUCCCCUGUCACGGAGGAGGGCGGGCAGGGCAGCCAUCUCUAGCACUUCCUGUGACUUUCUGCCCAAUCAGGGUGGUGUGUGUCCUCCGUGGGCAUUCUGCCAUGUCUACAAAUAGAUGUUCCCAUGGAAA
Messenger RNA from Jaculus jaculus (lesser Egyptian jerboa), 1202 nucleotides. It is a transcript of the gene Scgn, whose product is annotated as secretagogin, EF-hand calcium binding protein. Gene Ontology annotation, cellular component: dendrite; nucleus; cytosol. The record is from RefSeq and is a predicted model, not a curated record. Bases 29 to 841 code for a protein of 270 amino acids. Lineage: Eukaryota; Metazoa; Chordata; Mammalia; Rodentia; Dipodidae. The transcript has 11 exons. Gene Ontology annotation, molecular function: calcium ion binding. Gene Ontology annotation, biological process: regulation of presynaptic cytosolic calcium ion concentration; regulation of long-term synaptic potentiation.